Podarcis lilfordi (Lilford's wall lizard) is the source of this 26582-nucleotide messenger RNA. Lineage: Eukaryota; Metazoa; Chordata; Lepidosauria; Squamata; Lacertidae. The record is from the annotation of a GenBank genome assembly.
AUCUUGAGCUGGCCGAGCUGUUUACUUUGCACAACGGAAAGCUCGCGCCAACGUCGCUUCCUCUUCCUGCUUUGCAGGCGCUGCAAGGGAAGCUCCAGAGGGGAGGGCGAGACGCGAAGGGGCUGCCCGUGCCUGCCCCUCCCGUCCUCCGGCCAGCCUACCUAGCUCGGGUCGCGUUGGGAAGUCGCUGGGAGGAGGAGUCCAGCUGCCGGAGCGGGAAUGAGGCCUCGCUCCUCUCCAGAGAAAGGGGCAGGUCGCUUUGACACGGGUCUUCGGCAGCUGCCCCUAUGAAUCGGGAGCGGAGGUCGCUGCGGGACUCAAAGCCCACGGGGUAAGUUUGCAGAUUCCGGGUGUCGUUGGCGUCGCUGGCAGGCAGAGGCCGUCGAAUAAGCUGGCGGGUGGCGAAGCUCUUGAGUGCUUCGUAAUUCCCUUUUAAUCGGACUUUUACCCGCUGUAGGAUAUUGAUUUUCCGAAGCAGCCCUCCCACCUCGGGACAUUACUUUCCCGUUGCUGUACAGACACGCGCACGGCAUCUUUUGCUUUGGACCACUUGGAUACACUUCCAGCGCAAAUGCAAUCCAUCCUCCGUACUACAUAGGCUUAUUGCGCUGCGAGUCCCGAACGAUUGCAGUGAGGCUUAGCUUCUAUGUAAGUGUGGGCAGGGUUUUACUCUAUGGAAGUUUCAUGUGCAUCUCGAUGGGCUGGGGCUUCCUUCCAAGUAAUAUAACCAGUCCUAUCUGCCAGGCAUAAAAUACGUGCGUAAAACCCAUACCUAAAGCUAUGGUAUAUAAAUAUAAAUAAAUAGAUAGAUAGAUAGAUAGAUAGUAAUAGUUCACCUAUCUCUAUAUUUUUCCUCUUACCAGGGAAUAAAAUGUAGAAUGAUUCUGCCACUCAGUUUAGUCUGAAUUUUGUCUUAUGUCUGAGAAAGUGUUCUGUCAACACAGGUUUUACAUUUAGAUUUAAUGAGAGCCUGCUGUUUUUGCAUCAGUCCACAUUUAUAGUAGCUCUGCAGUGGGUGUCCAAAAUUGUAAGUUCUUCUUGGACCAGCAACGACCAGCCCUGUAUAUUCCUUUCAUAUCUGCAUUAGGCUGCUAUUCUAAGGUUACCAGACACCCCCGUUUCCCGGGGACAGUCCCCAGAUUUACAAAUCAGUCCCCUGACAAAAUCCUAUCAUUCUGACUCAUUUCAGAGUGAAGUGUCCCCAGAUUCAUUGAAAACAAUCUGGUAACCUUAUGCUAUUCACCAGCAUGAUAAAGACCACUUUGAGUACCCUGUGAGUGACCUUGUGGGCAUGUCUGUGCAAGCUUUUUAUGUUGGUAUUGGGUGAAUGCAAACCCCUUCCUAAUCCCAUAGUGCAAUCUGGGAAUCUCAAUAGAAAAGAGAAAGGAGUGAUACUAAUGGGUGAAACUGUAUCAGGAAGGAAGAUCUUCUGUUCUCAGGAACUGCUUGCCUGCUCCCCAGUUUUGCUCUAAAUCUGGACUCUAAUACAGAAUUCUGCAAAACUUAUAUUUAUAUUGCAAGUUUCUAGCCCUCCUGAUUUCUGGCAGAAGUAUCUGAAAAUAGAGUGGUGUGCAACAGGCAGGAGUAAAUUUUGCAAUCAAGGGUGUUUUUUAAAAUAAAAAUUAUAUGAUGCUCAUAACUUAUUCCUCAAAACACCUAAUUUUGUACCACACUGCACCUGGCUUAGAAUACAGUGGUACCUCAGGUUACAAACUUAAUCCGUUCUGGAAGUCCAUUUGCAACCCAAAACUGCUCGUAACAUGAGGCGCGCUUUCACUAAUGGUGCCUCCUGCUGCCGCUGCGUGACUUCCACUCGCAUCCCAGGGCAAAGUUCACAACAAGGGCCACUUACUUUUGGGUUAGUUGAGCUUGUAACCUGCAGCGCUUGCAAGGAGGACGGUACGUAACAAGAGGUUCCACUGUACAUGUUUCUGUUUCUUAUCAAAUAAGAAUGGUUUUUUAGUUAAAAUGAAGAGCUUUUUGGAUAAACUUUCUGUAUACCAACUUGCAAAUUGUUUACUCUACUGAUGGUUACAUGAGAAGGUGAGGUCAUUGAAUAUGAAAGUGUUAAGGUCCUAGUAGUCCCAUUAAGAUGGCUGAACAUGGAUUGGCUGUGUACCUACAUACAUAUGGAAGGGCAUAUGAAGCAUUCUCUGGAGCAACAUGGCUCAUGUUAUCUCAAACAUUCUCUGUGUUUUUCUGUUUUCUUAAUGAUGGAUAAAUGCACAAUGGGUUUUAAUGGUAUAGCAAUCUGGAAGAUAUUUAGUGUGAUACCAUCAAGCAACAUUUUUUGCCAUGCCACUUUUGCACAUUUUUCCAUGCCUUAGUAAUUUUAAUUACUUAUUUUUUCCCAGUUUAGACAAUGAAGAUAGCCAGACAAACAGGCCCUGCUACUUGGAACCUUGGAUCGUGAAUCUUCUUCUGGAGUACAAGGAUUGUGAAGCCAGAGAAGAGGGUCAACUUGGGCAUGUCCUGAGGGUAUAUUCAUGUGACUUUUUAAGCAGUGAUGAAUGGGGAACUCUUAAUUUUUAAAAUAAAAUAAAAUUCCAUACUCCCCUUCCUCCAAGGAGCUUAGAACAAUGUCUCCACCCUCACUUUACUCUUUACAACAACCCUGUGAGGCGGUGCUUCUCAAGCUAUCUUGAAGUAUCCAACCCAACCUGGGCUGUGGUGAAGUUACCACAGAUCAGUAGCUGAUGGCUCACAGACCUGCCCCAGUCUAUGUACCACCACUUUGAGUGGUUCUGCUCUGAGGUUCAUUAUGCAGAGUGAGCGAGAGAGCAAGACUGGCAGAAAGCUUCAUAGCAGAGUAGGGAUUUGAACCUGCAUGUCCCAUGUCCUGGUUCAACACUCUUACACCACAGUAAUGUGGACAUAAUUGCUGCUCCUGCUGCUCCUGAGGAAGUGGCUAUGUUCUGCCUUCUGAAUCCAGAGGAGACCUUUUGCUUGAGCAUAAGAGUUGCUUUAUAUUAGAGCAAUCUCAUGCAUGCUUGCUCAGAAGUAAGUCCCUCUGUGUUUAAUGGAGCUUACCCCCAGGAAAUGAGAAUAGGAUUGCAGCCUAUGUGCCUUAUAGCCGGAGCUGCAAUGUUUAAGUUGGUUGAUCAGUUAGAUUAAUUACAAUAUUUUGAUUCACUAAAAUGGUGCCCCUGUUUAGUUGGGAAGCAGAUUGAAGUCCCCCCCCCCAUUCCUACCAUUUUGUCUUUUAAUACAAGUACUUGUAAAAAUUGGAAGUCAGCACAUACCAGCUUAGAAGAGAGUUUUUCUUCUUGUUAGGAGACUGAUCUUUUUAAGAUGAUUCCUGUUGCAACAGGAGUAUUCAUCCUCUGAAAAAUGGGAAGUCCCCUGCUCCCACAACUAUUGCUUUUUUCUCAUAUGCUUAUCUAAAUUGCCGUACUGUGGCUUUCAAAACUUUGUGGGUCUCCAUAUCUUCCUCAUCCUGCCCCCGCUCCCCACAAAAAUGAAUGAAAGACUCUAGAGUGGCUUGGUCCCUAUUUUUAAUAUGUGUGGGAAAUACCUGACUUCUUUUCCUGCCUUAUCUCCCAAUUUAUUGCUAGGUUCUAAAUGAAACAAAGGCUCUAGAUCGUGAUGAGCAGCUUCCAGCAGCUAUUCUGUGCGUCGCAGAUGGGCAUCAUUAUAUCCAAGUGGAUGUUACAGCCAAAGCUGUUCAGAUGACAAAAUGGUAAUUUUUACACUAUGUAUGAACUACAUUUAUAUCUCAGCUUUCUGUCAAUAGGCUUAAGGUGGUGUAAAUAGUUCUCCUCACUCUACAUUUCAUCCUCUGAACAACCCUGUGAGGUACCUUAGUCUGAGAGACAGUGAGUGGCCCAAAGUUGUCCAGUGAGCUUCCUGGGUGAGAGGGGAUUUUUACCCAGGUCUCCCAGGUCCUAAUCACCAAAUUUGCCGGGGUGAAAUUGGUGUUUGGGUAAACAGCCUACUAUAGGGAACCUUAUAGAGUACCAAUAAAUAUUGGUGGUUCCAAACUGCUCUCCACCCUUGUUUCUAUCUUGCUGAGCUUGUGGCAAGCACUUAAGAAAAAUGGAAAUGUUUUGAGGGCCUGUCACACAGCCUUUAAAAGCAAACAAACUCACUAGUCUAAAAUUAAAAUAAUAUUCAAACAAAAAAUAAAAAGUAUUAAAAUAAGCAAGGGAGACUUUGGGGAGAUGGAUUACAGUGUUUUAAUGAUAUGAAUUUUGAAGAUAAUUAUUUUAUACUAAGCAGCCCACUACAAUGCAUAAUUCUUAAGAAAAACUAAUUAAAAUGGUUUCAUACUUCUCUUAGUUGUGCUGAUGUGGAUACAUUGCCAGUUCAAAUCACUAAUCAGUUGUUUUAUGGAGGUCAGUGACUUCAUCGUCCAGUGUUAAAGCAACUCUCUUUGGUGGCCCAAGUGACUGUAUUCUUUCACUAAAUUGUGCAAUCCUUAGUUUAGCUAGCUUUUAAAUUAACACUGUCAUGGGCCCUGCCACAAUAGAUUUCUGAGAGGCUUAGGUAGUGGUGACUUGGUUUUAUCUACAGAGCACCUUGCUUUGGUUAGAGAACCUUGUUAUGGUUCCUUGUGUUUUUCAUUUUUAUUACUGCUUUGGGGUUUUAAACCACUUUUAGGAUUUUUCUUAGAAUUAUGUGAUGUAUAAAUUUUAUGAAAUACUCACCAUGCAUGUACAAAAGCUAGCACAUUAGCAAUCUGCAUAACAUUCUGUGCCAAGCAAUCUAAAAUUCUGUGUUAGAAAAUCUACCAGAAGUCUCAUAACGCAAGAAUGCCAUUUUAAAAAUUAACUUUAGACCUUUCAUGCAUUCUUCACUUUUUAAGACACACAAGAGAGCCUAUGGUAGACAACCAGUUGUUAAUUUCUAUUUGCAGAGCAUGUAGCAUGGAAGAGUAAAUUCCAUAAUAUUUUAGGUCCUGCAUACAUAAUUACUCUAUUCACUCUGAGACAGUGUAAGUUCUGUUCUUAGAAUAAUUUUUGCAAACCAAUAUGUGCACAUUUGCAUUUGCACACUGUUGGCAAACUUCAUUCUGCACUUUCCACAUGGGCUUUUGUAGAACUUGAAAGAUCUCCCCACCCCGCCCCCUGAGCAAUGUAGUGUGAGGAGGGAGCGACAUAUGGGUGAGUGAUGAGCAAUAUGUGUUCCUAGCUAAAGGAAAGUAAGGACUACAUAAUCUCGGUCACACAGAGCACACUACUUUCAUGAUUAUAUUAUUUUACUGUAUUUUGAUGUAAACUACCUGCAGCCUUUGAAUGAUGAUGUACAAGUAUUUAAAAAUAAAUAUAUUCUCGAAACAUAUCUUUGUUGUUAUCUACAGUCUUUGUUUUUGGAUUUCCCUAUUUUAACAACGGAAGCUGAAAGUUUCAGUAUUCUGAGGAAAUGAAUGGAUUCUUCCAAAUUUUGCUUGGAAUUGCAGCCUUUUCGACAAUGUGGCAAACUAUUGGGCAUGGCUAUCAAUACAUGUUUCUUUCUUUCUUUCUUUUUUAGUGCUCUACCCCAGUCUGGAUUUUCCAGUAUUGUUGGCCAAUUCAUCGUCCUGCAGAAUUUUAGGGUUUGUUUUAAAGAAGAAGCUAAAGUGGUAAGGCACAUGAAUAUUUAUUAUUUAUUAUUUAAGUUAUUAUUGUUUAUACCCCACGCUGGCUGGGUUUCCCCAACCACUCUGCGCAGCUUACAACAUAUCUAAAAACAUAAAAAAACCAAUCCGUAAAAAACUGCAUUGCUUCUCCCAGUUAUCUGCAGGUUGGUCCUAACCAUGCUCAGCUGAACCUGGGCAGUCGAGAUCACGAUUAUACUGAGUUUCUUACUGUGGGAAGGAGUCUAACCAUUUAAAACUGAACGUGACUAGAAUCUUUGCACUCAGUGCACAAAGGUCAGGAGUGCAACCAGUGAGCAGAGACACUGAAGCCUUACGGCUUGUGUGUAUUCUCACACCACACUUUUAGCUCACAUGCAUUCACCCAGAUGCCUCUAAAGGACUGUUGGUUUUAGGAAAGUCUGCUGCCUACCAUGGGAUUAUGCCACUGAGGUAAUAGGAAGCUGGGCCUGCAGGAUACCAAAUUAUUAGAGAAUUUACCGUAUUUUUCUGUGUAUAAGACUAUGCUUUUUCGCUUUUUUAAAAAGGCUAAAAUUGGGUGUCGUCUUAUACAUGGAUAGUGAAUGCAGAGGCGGGUGUGCGAUUAAUGGCAGCAGCAAGCAGGAGAUUGGCAGUGGUGAUUCGGCGGGCGAUUGGUGGCUGUGGCAAGACUUGAUGUGAUUGGCUGUGACUGUGGCAAUUGGGCAGGCGAUUGGUGGCUGCAGCAAGUGGGCGGGUGGGCUGUUGGUGGUGGCGAGCGGGCAGAGAAUUGGCGACUGUAGUGAGCUGUGCUAUUGGCAGUGGCUGUGGCAAGUGAUCGGCAGUGGUGGCAGGUGGGUGAACAAUUGGUGGAAGUGACCUCCCCCACCCCACCAAAAAGCUAAACAACUUAAUUUCUUAAUUUUGGGUUAAAAGAAUAGGGGUCAUCUUAUACAUGGGGGCGUCUUAUACAUGGAAAAAUAUGGCAUUUCCCCAUAUUUCUUCAGUGAUGUUCAUUUCUAGCAUCUUUUGCCAUCUUUGUUUGAAUUAAUUCACUUUAUUUUCUUUACUGGCUAUCCGUAAAAUUUGCAGAAUUUGGCAGCCAGCUUGCUCACCGGACCAAGACGGUUUGAGCAUAUUACCCUGAUUCUGGCCCAACUGCACUGGCUGCCAAUUAGUUUCCUUCCCAAUUCGAAGUGGUGGUUUUGACCUAUAAAGCCUUAAAUGGCUCAGGACCACAGUAGCUUAAGGACUGCCUCUCCCCAUAUAAACCAACCUGGAUUCUGUGAUCCUCAUCUUUAUUUGUGUGCCUCCCCAACCAGAGGUCUGGAGGGUGGCAACACAAGAACGGGGUCUUUUUUGCAGUGGCUCCCCAUUUGUGGGAUGCUCUGCCUAGGGAGGUUUCGGCUGGCGCCUUCAUUAAACCCCUUUAGGCACCAGGUGAAAACAUUCGUCUUCAACCAGACCUUGGGCUGAUUAACAUCUUAUACUCUCUUUUAAAUGUGUUUGUGGGAGCUGGUGGGGGGAUGGGGGAUAUUGGUUUGUGGGGGGGCAGGGUUUGGUUGUUACUUUUAUUAUGUAUUUUGUGUUUUUAUAGUGCAUUUGUAUGUUGUGUAAUAAAAUAAUAAAUAAAAUGAAACACCUACCAUUAAUCAGUUAAAAUCUAUGUACAGUAAUUGGAUUGCACCCUCAGUUUUCUUUACCAAAAUUGCCUUUGUUUCCUCUGACCAGGCCUAUGAUGAAAAAAAAUGUCGUUGACAUCACCUCAGACUCUGUUAUGAGUCUAAUACACCAUAUUACGAAUCUAAUACACCAUUGAAUCUAAUGUGCACCUCAAUUUUCAAAACCUUGAAACCAAAAAAGUAUUUGCUGGCAAUUGAAAAUGUGCCAUCAAAUCAAAUGUGCACCUUAAUUUUGCAAAAAAAUGUGCACAUUACAUUCCAGUAAAUACGGUACUUAGAAUCAGGUGCAGCUGUAUUGCCUCACAUAAAUUGGCGGGAAAACAUGUGAAGGCCUCAGCCAGCCUCCACAGGUUGGCUUGUAGUUUAUCUGUGGUAUUAGGGUUCAUCUGCUCCUCAGAAGUUCUGCUAGGAUAAUAGUCAGGGUGGGACUCUUGAGUCGGUUGACUUUUCUCCUGACGCAGAAGGCUGUCUGGCACAAACCUUUGUCUGAUUUGAGUUUGUGAGCAUUCUGAGUGUCUGCCAUCUUUAAGGCAGAAGAAGUAUCAUUGUGAGGUGACUUCUCCCACCUCCUUUUUUAAAAUUGAUACAGCAUUAUAGUCUUGUGAAAGCACACUCUCUUAAGGUGAGUUUGUGAGUAGUUACGUCCUGAAAAUGGGGGCGGUUGUGGUGAAGCAUAAGUUUCCAAUUUCCCUCUGGCCCUGAAAAUGGUGUUUUUUUGUUUUUUUUCCUGUGACUGCAAUGGUGUUUUUUUGUUUUUUUCCCUGUGGGCGGGAGGGCGGGAUAUAAAUAAAAUUUAUUAUUAUUAUUAUUAUUAUUAUUAUUAUUAUUGGAAAGGCAAGUCUUUAUCUUAAUAACAGGGAACUCAUUAUUUAUUUACUUAUCAUUAUCAUUUUGAGGGUAGAUAAUUUUUUCUAGCCUAAGUUUCUUGUGAAAAGGCCACAUUUAUCCCAUGAACCUGAGGGGCAAAGCUAACAUGUGCAGGAUCUUUUAUUGUCCCAAGUGGUAUUUUGUUGGCACAGCUUAUAUGGGACACAGGUUGGUCUUGAGCAGCUGACAUGGACAGUUACAUUGUCCCGAAGCAAGCCUAUGUUGGCUGGAGAGAGCAAGGACACAUUUGCAUUUUGUAAUCCCCCCCCUUCCCUACAAAUCUUAUGCUAAGUAAUAUUAAUGGACUGAAGGUUGUCUUCUUUUCCUCUCAUCUCUCCUUCUGUAUUAUGCUGUGGGAGCAUAAUAUGAUUAAAUUUAGGGAAAGCCAAGAAGGGGGCUUCUGGAUUUUGUUAAAGGCCCUGCUAUCUGGUCUCUCCACCUCCCACCACUCCCUGCAUAUCAUUCAAACAGGUGUGCUAACUCUAGGGGUUUAUGUGUCUUCGGCCCCCUUAGUCUUUGUUGGAAAGGGGCUGGUUCCCCUUGAUGUUGAGGGGCCCCAGCGUGCAUCAUGCAUGCACGUCACAUGCACUGUGCAUCAUGUGUCGCAGCUUCAGUGGCCAAAGCGCUCGACCUCCUCUAGAUGGUGCAACGUCACACAUGAUGCACACUGGGCCCCCUCAGUCUUGGGGGCAACUUGGCACCUCUGCAUUCAAGUAAUAAUUAAAUCAAAUUUGGGAACAUGUGUUGCCUUAUGUUGGACUGAAUACUCAUCCAGGCACAACAUACCUAAUUCUGCCUUUCCUUCACUUUCAGGAGGAUUGCCGAUUUUACCUGGUACUUGAUUGUUUCCGAGUGAUGCCCAUGAAGCGGAGGGAACGAAGGCAGCAAGACUGGUGAGACUUUCUCUGAGCUUUGUUAUGGGCUUGAUGUGUGAAUUUGCAUGGACGAAGGUUGGCUAGAAAACACUUAGAUGAGUCUUUAUAUGAGUCUGCUUGAAUCUGCAUCACAUUUUACUUAAGCUUGGUAAAUUAAACUGGGCAGAAUGAAUUGGUAUGUGUCCUUCCCAACAGUCUUAUUUUGUUAGAGCCUUACUACCUGUGAUGUGAAUGAGGUGGUUAGCAAUCAUAUUGUGGCUUUUAAAAAUUUAAGUGCCAACCCAGAGGUGCAUGUAUGGUUUUAUCUCAGAAACUCCAGGUAUGGUGAGGUGUAUGGUGUGGGAAGGUUCAAAUCUUCUACUCCCAGCCACAAUUUAAAUGAAAAUAGCCUCUGCUGCAUACCAAUUUAUAUUUGGGGAAAAUGUUUUCAUUAGCGUCCUGUGUAGUUAGGCCCUUACCUCUUUUAGUUCAGUGCUGUAGCUUUCUCAAAUUGUCAAAGAAGGGGAUUUGGAAAGAUGACAGGCAGUGUCCCCUGGAGGCAGCCAUUCAUUUUUGAGAGAAUUGCUACUUAGUGAUGUUUUUGUUACUGGAAAUUGAAGCUGCAAAUUGGUUGUUUUUAAAAAUCAAAAUAAUAAUAAUUCUCCAAGUGGCUUUGGUAACUUUUGAUGGGCUUGGGAUCUACCAUAUUCAGAAACUAAGAGUAUUCUGUAAUUUUUUGUAUGAUCGAUCAGGUUUCGAAAGCCAUUCUUUAAUCCAUUUGUUCUUCUGCUCUGAGAAGCUUAAGUGGUAACUUUGGACUAUGGUGAAAAGCUGGGAAUGCUAAGAUGUCAUCUUUUUAUAGCAACCGGGAGCCCUCAGUACUGGAGAAGAUAAAGGAACUGUGGCAGUAAGUACAUGGUCCAACAGUUGUUUCUUCAUGCUUAAUAUGUGAGUUAGCUUAAGAUAGCUGUGGAAAUAUUCUAUGUGGGGACUUCCGGGGUGGCGCCUCCGGAAAAUGGCGGAAUUCCCUUCGGACUGAAGGGAACCCGCUGCACGGAGGCUUGGGUCCUGCCGCUACGGCGCAGCGGGGACCCGCAAAAACCACAGGCGGAAGAAGCCUGUGGACGUGGGACUCGGCGGGCACCGAGAGCGCUCUCUCCCCUUGUACAGGAGCUCGGUAACGGGCUCCGGAGUGGGAGGUGCGUGGUGCUGUGAGUCGUCUGCUUCCUCCGUGCAGCAAAGCCGCACUGCCGUUAUCGGAGAGCGCUGCCUUUUUCCUGGACAAUUUGGCAUCUAAAAUAUCUAUCCGUGAGUACCUGAUCUUGGAAGAGCUGAACCACUUUUAAGAUUGGUGGAAAAACAAAUAAUAUUGGACUUGAAAUUGAACUUAAUUGGGACUCGGAAUGGAAAGGUCUAAACAGGAAGUCGCCUUCCGUUCUUUUGUUAUGUGAAGAAAGCAAAGACAAAAUAUAUCAAAGCUUGAAAAUUAAAUUCUAAGAGAACUAGAAUUCAACAUCUAAGAUUUCUGAACCCCCCCUUCGACUGCAGGAGAAGAAGGGGGUUGUAUUUGGACUCUCCAAUCCUGCGGAAGUGAGUCUAAAAUAAAGUAAUUUUCCACCGCCCUGAACCAGGAGCGGGCUGUCAGAAUUGACGUUCUGAAGUUUAUCUAGCUUGAUAGUUAGUUAAAAGAAGGGUAACAUUUUGAUUCUACUGUUGCCUCUUGAAUUUGGAAGGGGGAAUUUUGGAUAAAGUGUUUCUGGAAAAAGAAAGAUUGUUGCAAUUGUAAUGCAGAGAGAUUAAAAGAGAAGGACUAUUGGACUAUUGUCGUGGGAAAGAAUUUUUUUCUUGACCUUGAAGAACAAUGCUAGUACAAAGGCUUGAACAAUUGUUUAUGGAAGGUUUCUCAAAACUAAGUGCCCAGCUGGACCAGAUGCGUCAGGAGACGACCUUGAUGAUGGAAGUCACCAGAGCACAGCAGCAAACAAAUGAAAUUCAGUUAAAGGCUAUACAAGUAUAUGAACCUGCUGUAGCGACGGAGGCUUCAGAGAUGGAGGGACCUUUGGACGGGCAAGAUCAACCUUUGAACUUGACAAAUGAACUUGGGACAAACCAGACUCGGAAAGAUGAAAUGUGGUCAGAUUUGGAAAUGGGGGGAUGGAUCGACCCCCCUCCAUAUAGUUAUUUGGACCUUCCGAGUCUGGUGAUGGGCUAUCAGAGGAUUGGAGUAGCUGAAGUCUCCAAGCUUUGUGGAAAUCUGAAGAAUACUUGCUGUCUGGCUUGGGCAAUGGGUUUGGGAUGGACUUGCUGCAAAGGGUCAAAAGCAUUUUCUUGCUGGAGCAUCCACGACUGGAAAGGAAUCAUCAACAAGAGUGGCGAAAGGGGCAAGAAAGAGACUUGAGGGCCUCGGAUACGAGACAACCAGGUUAAGAGGCUAAAAGGACUGACAAUCCCGGGUCCAGGGGAGGGGAGGGUGGAAGCUGACUGGACUGAAUUUGACUUAAUACUUUUUCUUUUUUCUUUUUUAAUAUUGGGAAUGCUUAUAAAUGUUUGAAGGAUGUUGAAUGAAAUUACAUGGCUUUAGUAAGGAUUGGUAAAUGACUUGUAAAAAGAUUUAAAGUUUUUAUAUGACAAGAGGGAAAAUAGAAUAAGGAAAUGUAAGGACAGAGCGUUAUGAAAAAACAGAAAGGAUUUGCUGUAAAGAUUAAAAAUUAAGAAACAAAAGAGGGGAGGGGGAGGAAGUCUAGAAAGGAAGUCAAUAGAGAUUGUAAAGGACUUUAUAAUUUUGUUUUUCUGUUUUUCUUUUUCUUUCUUUGCGGCUGGGUUUUCUUUUCUUUUUUUUUGUCUAUGUACUAUUUUUGUUUUUUGUAUCUUCAAUUUUUUUUACUUUUUCUUUUUUUGGAAAUUUUUGUUGUUAUUCUUUGAAAAGCUAAUAAAUAUCAAUUAUAAAAAAAAAAAAAAGGAAAUAUUCUAUGUGGCUUACCAAAACACGUUUCAGGUUCUGUUUUGCACAUAUUAGUAAGGUUUUUGUUUUAGAACAGUCAGAGCUCAAAACUUCAGGUUCUCAGUACAGAAAGGGCUAUUGUGAAGAUAACAUGGAAUAACCUUCAUGGACACCACUCUGAACUCCUUGGAGGAAGGAUAGUGCAAUGAACAGCAAGAUAUAUUACUGGAAUUGAUCGAUAGUUCUGUAUGUACAGACAAUAACUUUUCACUAGAUGAUGAUAUAGACUCUACUAUAUAGGAAUCGUCCAUAGUCCACACAUCAGUUUUUCUUUCUCUUGUUUCAAAUGCCAAAUUUUACAGUAGAACAUGUUUGUAAGGAAAAUUAUUAGGAAGCUAAUAGUCCCUUAACUGAGAUAUUUACUUUCUUGUAAUCAAUCCAGAAGUAGAGAAAGAAUGAGCUGUUCAGAAAGAAGGAGGGAUUUACUAUACUAGCCAUUUCUAAGAUGUCAUAACAAGUAUUUUGGGAUAGGGAUGUGCUAAAAUGUCAUCCUUAGAGUGGAUCAAACUGGGUCAGAUAAAAUCAAUUAACAGCCAAAUUUGUUUCAGACAUAAAAAGGAGGUUGUUUGAAGGUUUUGCAAACCCAUUGCCAUUCUUAACUCUAGGUUCUGUUUUGUUUGUGUCUUUCAGGAAAAGCCUUGCUCUCCAGCCCUGGUCCAGCUCAGGUAUUGUAUAGUGAGCAUUGGACGUUUCUAAAGGGAAAUCCUAGUGUAACAUAAUAGAAGGGGCUGGUUGGUAUAAGAUUAAUUAAGUCUCCAUAUCAUACUUGCAUCAUGCAGUACUGCAAGCCCGCAACCUAUGUGGAACUGCACAUAAAUGACAAAACACAUAAAGCCAGGAAGACCUGUAAGAAGCCAUAAAAAAACCAAGUUUAAAAAACCUCUUCCCCUUGCUUCCGGACCACUUUUCAGAUCAACUCCCAUCACUCUCAGACCACCCCCACUUGCUCAGUCAGCCUUCCCCACACAUUCCAGAUGACUUUUGCUCACUUUCAGGUCACUUUCCCCUUGCUCUCCAUGCAAUUGCUAGACCCUUUCUCACUCUGAUUCUCUGAAGGUGCCCAGACACUCUCCCAGGUGACAGCAAUGGCAGAUGGGAUUGGCAACUGUUGUUUCUCUACCACAUUUUGAUUUAACCCUAUUUUUCCUGUGGUUUUCGGAUUUAUUUGUUUAUUUUUUGGUCACCCGCAUAAGGUUGUGAUUGCAUAAGUAAAGUGAGUGUAAGUUUCAGGCUUACUGUAAGUGGUUUUUCUGUCCCUUAUUGCCUUAACAGAGAAUUGAUGGGUGUUUGCAUUGCAUAGCUCUGUGUCACUUUGAUUUAUUUAUUCCUAAGAUUUCUUUCUUGCCCUUUACCAGAUCCCAGGGCAGGUUACAACAAUAUAAUACACAAUUGUAAAACAAAUAAAAACAUUACAGUUCUAAGAAUGGGUAAAACUGUUUUAGCCAGAUUAGUAUACAUUCAACAAAAGAGGUGGAUUCCACUAAACAAAAUCCCUUAUCAGUGGACAACGGUGCAUCUGGGCCACUUACAGCAGAGGACAAACAUUUUGUAAUCUGCUUUUAGAUAGCAAGAUUACAUCCUGAUUUAUGUGUUUUGCUGACAGUAGAAAUUUUCACCUUGUUAUUGCCAGAAUAUGUUUACCUUGGAUCAAAUUACAAAAAGACUGAUGCAAGCAUAUUUCUGACUAACUUUUAAAAUUGGCCUAGUGUUGUAGGCAUCUGUUUCAUUUUCAUUUAGCUCUAAUACGAAAUGUUAUGGGACUCUUGUUCCAAAGCUAACACCCUAUUUUACUGUGCACAUUUCCUUUUCCUGUAAAGAGCCAUCAUCUGUUUCUGAAGUACUGCAGGAGAUAAAGCAGGAUCGACUCAGUACUUUAAAAGAAAAUGCCAAGGAUUGUCUCAGUUUAUUGAACCCCAGCAAGCUGUUGGAUUCUGAGCAGUUGGCUGUAUAUCCUGACACCAAAUGGCAGGUGGAACGCAAGCAAGAUAAGGUCUGUUCUCUGUUCUGCCUGUGACAUCUCAACUGAAAAUCACAGGGAUGGGGUGUGUGGGUGUGAUGGUUGAAUGGGUAGAUAGAUGAUGGAAGAAUAAAGAAUAAAAAAUACAGAUCAAAACUGAUAAAACCUUCAUCCCUGAAAGUAAAGCAGAUGUCAGGUUUUUUUAUUUCUCAAAUCAGUGGAUCUGGUAGAAUUUCCAUACUGGCUGUAAAUGGCUGAGAUUUGCUCACCAGGGUCCCUUAUUUUCUAUUUUAUUGGACAAUUAUGUAAUUGGUAAGAUUUAUUGGCCUGUUAAGCAUUGGCUGGGUCUGCGUGGAUCUGUUGUGCUAUGCAGGGAAGCAGAAGUGGAGUAACAAUUCUGAUUUCAGGUUCACAAGAAUGUCUUUGCCAUCCCAGCCAAGCUGUUGACGAUCAGUGCAGAAAAUGAAGCAUUACUUCACAAGUCCUACCUACCAAGUGAGUGCCAGAGUGCUGGGUGAAAGAUUACCUUAGUUAAGGAUGGGGCCUUCCUUAUGCUGUUGGGCCCAUCAGCCCCAGGCAGCAUGGUCAAUAGCUAGGGGUUGUGAGAACUGUAACUGAGUAUUCAGAGUGCUCCCCAUUCUUCCUCUAGCCUAUGAAUUUGCCACAUUACUUUAUUACGAAGCAGUUCUGUUUAUUUCAGAAUAUCAAGUGUCCCUAGAACUUCAUAACUAAAUGCCAUCAUUUUAAUGGUAAUCCAUAAGGACUAACAAAGCCUAAGUAUGUUUGAGAGACCAAGGUUGACGUUUUGUGGACAGAGAAUUCUGUGACCACAACCAGGAGCUACAUUUUAAUAUCCAAGCUACUGUAGAAGGGAGAGUGCAAGGUCUGGCUGUUUUUAUUGUCCACCACUGCUGUUUUUUUGUGCAGAAUCUCAUAGAUCUUAUAAUCUUGCUACCAUUAAAAUGAUCAUUAUGAAUUAAGGGUGAGGGCUGCUGUGAGCUGAGGUGGUGCAUUUGUCAGAUAAGAGGAACUGAAUCUGGCCCACCCUCCACAGGCCAGGUGGACAGGCUACCAAUCCCCUGGCAUCUUAUGAUGUCAGGUGAUUCAAAGUUCAAGUUUCACAGUACUAAGAUCACAUAUAAGCCUCUGCCUGCUGCCUUUUAAAGAGCAAGUAAGAGUUUUUGGUGUCUGGUGCCUUUUCCCCCCAUGCUUCAUUUUAAAGACUAGUCAAAGUGUUAAGAUCGGAGAUAAGAGAAAUGCUGCCUAGUCUUUCACAGUCUUGUUUCCUUGGUAGGUGAAGACACCUCUUCGUCCAGCCCUUUGGGGAGGGGUAAAGUGUAAUGGGGAUGGAAAAGUGCUUUUGCUUGCUGCUUCUGCCUCUUGGUUUGGUUGUUGUGAUAUUUAUGGUGAUUUUCAUUCCAAUUUUUUACUGAUGGUGUUAAUUUUUUAAUGGCUGGUUCUAAUACAUGUCUCUUUGGGGGAGUCCGUGCUAAAAAUCAGAUUGUCCUUUAUCUUACAGAGCCCUCUCAAGCUAUUCUUGAGAGUACUCAAGAUGAUGAGCAAAGUACUGUAUCUUUUUUCAGUGGUGAGUAGCAGUAGUUGUCUCUCUGCCUGCAAGGCCACAAAAGCAAUGUAUGGCUUUUCUGUUGACACAAGUGCAGCUUUCUACUUAAGGGGAUAUCACAUUAUCUAAAAGACACCUUGGUCCACAACUGAGCUCUCAAAGUCUAGAAGACUACAGUGGUACCUCAGGUUAAGUACUUAAUUCGUUCCGGAGGUCCGUACGUAACCUGAAACUGUUCUUAACCUGAAGCACCACUUUAGCUAAUGGGGCCUUCCGCUGCUGCUGCGCUGCCGGAGCACGAUUUCUGUUCUCAUCCUGAAGCAAAGUUCUUAACCUGAAGCACUAUUUCUGGGUUAACGGAGUCUGUAACCUGAAGCGUAUGUAACCUGAAGUGUAUGUAACCUGAGGUACCACUGUAUUAUGAAAUCAGUAGUUUUACAGAUAAUGGUUGCUUGUCUGUAUCCAAAGCUCCUACUGAGCAGCAUCUCAAUAAUAGUCAUAGGAAGUUGAAUUUCAUUUGGUGCCCAACUUUGUAAGCCAAGAGUGGAAACCUCUUUCUGCCUGAGUAUCGCAUUCCCUAGUGGGCAGUCUUCUGGGUGCCACAUGCCAGUGGUUGGCAGGGCAAUGGGUGUAGAGAGUUAUUGUUUGUUACUAUGGUGUUUUUUGUGUUUUUAUACUGUAAACCAUCCUGUGAUCCUUGGAUGAAGGGUGGUAUAUUAUUAUUAUUAUUAUUAUUAUUAUUAUUAUUCACCAAACUAAUAAAUCUGCUGAGACCUUGAAAUGCUGCAGCAAGUGCCCUUGACUCAGUUACAAGGAAAGCUGACAAAUGUGAAGUUCACUUGCUUAUGCUUCUUAAUCUAUCUAAUGAGUUCUGGAUAGUGGUGGUUGAGAGCCAUGUGCUCUGUAAUCUCUUCAAAACCUGACAAUAUUCAUGCUUCAUAUCCAUUUACUGUAGGCUCAGAUACAUCUGGUGGCUUGCUUUGCUAUUAGAUUUUGGGAUGAAACCUUAUAAGGACUAAGGAGCACAUUGAUAACUACAGAUGUGCAGUUCUGAUUGAUUGAUUGAUUGAUUGAUAAAUUUAUUGUCAUUGUCCGUAUAUACACAGUAUACACAACAACGAAAAUCAAACACCCACCCGAAGACCGGGUUCACAUACACAUUUACACGUAUCUCCAACACUCUCAUCCUAUUCAGACAUAAUCUCUAAAAACAUAUCAUACUCCAGAAUGUAACAUAACCUAUUAAAAGCAUAACAUAACCUAAAAACCUGUCUCAUUCCUUCCUACUCCCUGCUUGCUAUUUCUUGCAACUGGCCCUGAGAUCAUUAUUUAGUGCAAUCAGAGCUCUUGGAUAGAAACUAUUCAGAAGGCGUGUGGUUCGUGUUUUCAUUGUCCUAUAUCUUCUGCCCGAAGGCAACAGUUCAAAGAAGUUGUGAGCAGGAUGGGUGGGAUCUCUCAGGAUAUUGUGUGACUUCUUCAAAGUGCGAGACGUGAAGAUCUCAUCCAGGGUUGGUAGUUGGAGCCCAAUAACAUUCUGGGCAAUUUUAAUUAUUCUCUGUAGAGCUUUUUAUCCGUUUCAGAGCUGCUCCCAUACCACGAUAAUAUACUAUAUGUUAAGACACUCUCGAUGGUACUGUGAUAAUAGGACAGAAGUAGGUGCUGAGAUAGAUUCAGUCCCCUGAGCAUUCUCAGGAAAUACAACCUCCCCUGCACCUUCCUCACAGCCAUAUUAAUAUUUGCAGUCCAUGAGAGGUCCUCAGAGAUGUAAGUGCCCAGGUAUUUAAAACUACCAACCCUCUCCACCUCCUCGCCAUUUAUGUGCAAUGGUAAAAAUACGCUUUUCUUUCUCCUAAAGUCAAUUAUGAGUUCUUUGGUUUUUUGGUGUUAAGCAUAAGAUUGUUUUCUUUACACCAUUGAAUUAACCCCUGUACUUCUUUCCUAUAAGCAGUCUCAUCGUUCUCACUAAUGAGCCCCACCACUGUUGUAUCAUCCGCAAAUUUGAUGAUUGUGUUGGACUUAUACAGUGGGGUGCAAUCAAAUGUGUACAGGGAAUAGAGAAAGGGACUUAGCACACAUCCCUGAGGGGCUCCUGUGCUUAAUACUAGAGUAGAAGAAUAGUAAGGGCCCAUUCUCACUGUCUGCGGCCUAUCAGUCAGGAAAUUCCUUACCCACAGACAGAUCUUCUGAUGUAUACCCAAAUUGGUCAUUUUAAGAAAUAACCUGUCUGGCAGAAUUGUAUUGAAGGCAGAACUGUAGUCCACAAACAACAGCCUUGCGUAGGUUCCCUGUCGUUCUAGAUGACUCAGUACAGUAUGGACAGCGAUGGAAAUAGCAUCAUCAGUAGAUCUAUUUCUUCUGUAUGCAAACUGGAACGGGUCUAGAGUGGAUGGAAGACCAGCCUUAAUAUGAUCUAGCACCAAUCUCUCAAAACAUUUCAUAACAACAGAUGUUAAGGCUAUUGGUCUAUAGUCAUUGAGAGAUACCACCACUGACUGCUUGGGGACUGGCACUAUAAUCGAUGUCUUCAGGCAGGUAGGGACAGAACCCUGCAACAGGGAUAGAUUAAAAAUGUCCGUAAACACACCAGCUAAUUCUGCAGCGCAGUCCCUAAUAGCCCGUCCCAUAAUUCCAUCCGGUCCAGCUGCCUUCCUAAUGUUAAUGCUCCGAAAGGCACGUUGUACGUCACAGGUCUGUAAUAAAAAUGGUUGUCUAUCAGUAGUAGUUUCUGAUGAUGUGCUGGUAGCCAAUGCUGUAGUGACGGUAGUUCCAGUUCCCACCUCAAAGCGACUAAAAAAUUGAUUCAGUUGAUCAGCCAGGUGCGCACUGCUGCUAGCCAGUUCGUUUUUAAUAUUUUGCCCUGUAAUUCUCCAGUAUAGCAUGAAUUUUUUAAUAGGUGUUAUUUGACAGGGAAAAAACAUUUGUGACCGUGGAUGGCUGAAAGUAGUCUCAUAUGCGGCCAGGGAGCCUUGAAAGGAUGUGGAGAUAAGAUAUCAAAUGCCACCCCCCAAGCUACAAUGCUGUGCAUGUGGUUCAAAGCUAUUCCAUAAGCAUUAGUAGAUGUAACUUCAGAACCUCUGCUCUUAUUUUUCCACUAAACUAAUUUCUGAAAACCUGCUCUGCAGAUGAUAUUUUUAAUGAUCUUGAACUUACUUUGAGGGCAGACCAUGCUCCACCUUAACACAGCUUGGGAGGGGAGAGGGUAGUUCUGUCCUACUUUGGUUAUACCGGCUGCCUUCUUGAAAGAGAGAAUUUCUAGAAUGUUUGAAUGUCCAGAGCUCUUUCCCAUUACUUUAACCUGACCUCAGGGUCGCCUGCACCUUUAAGAGGCCUAUUUGCAGGGAAACAGUUGAUUGCACUCUUUUUUUUUUUUGGCAGCUGAAUCUGAAAGCCCAGAUGGUUCCUUAGAAAACCCUUGGGAUGAAAUUCCAGGAAUGACUCUGUCCACCUCCAGUGGUGAGUAUUUAUGUUGUUGUCCUACUGCCUGUGAAGAAAGUUGUUCUGUUUCUCUUUGUACCAGGUAUUUGCAUCAGUGGAUAUUUCUUUUGGCCUUGAUAGUAAAGAUGAAGUAUAAUUGGAAUUUUCAGCAUGAAAGAAAGUCAGACUGUUUUAUUGAAGAAAUCAAAUACAAAUGACACAAGAAGUUAAGUGUUGAUGUUUUUAAUUGAUAUUUUGAUUUAUUAAAAAAAUUGUAGUUUAGGCUGCUAAACGUUUCUGUGAUUCAGUGUUCUCAAGGUUUCAAAAAUUAAACUUUUAUUUAUUUUGCUCCUUUCUUGCUUUCAAAAUAAUGAGGUUUGGGCACUAUCCAGCUAAAGUUAAGUGAUGCAAGUCAUUUGUUUUAGAAAUCAAUGGAACCUAGAUAUUCUAAACUUUGGGUGGAUUGUGAUGUCUGAAAAUUAUAUUCUCAAUUUUUUUUGAAGAGAUACUUGGGAAAUGACAUGCAUACUUAAUUCACAGUGAAGCAAAAACAUUACCAGGCAUCCUUAGUAGUGCAAGUAUGUCCAUCUUGAGUUUCUACUAGAAACUGGCAGCCGGAAUAAUCUGAUUUUGUUGCAGCCACACUUGCUGUCUUUAAAUAUCAUAGGUGUUAACUGGUGGUUGGUUUUGCUUGUUUUUUACAUUCUGGUUGGAAACAGUGGCUAAAUUGGGCCGGUCUCUUCCAUGCUUCAACACUUUCUCCUUCCCAGUGCUAUUUUUCUAGAAACCCUAGAGAGCUGCUGCCAGUAAGUGUAGACAAUAAUGACCUAGAAGUCAGCAAAUAUGUCCUCUUUUUUCCUCUUCAAAAUAUGGCAACUCUACCAUGAACACAUCCCUUGUUCUCUUAGAGUAGCAAUGGUGCCCACCUGAGAGGUGCUGGAACUGAGUUCCUGUGAAUUCCCUCUGAAAAAAAGCCCUGCCAACACCAUAGUUCACUUCACCAUCUUUCUGCUUUGUAAGAUGAGACACAAAGGGCUUUUUACCCUUCUCCUACAGUGUGAAUAGCAAUUUGCAGAAGCUUUCCUUUACUAUGCACCUCUGCUGUUCAUGCCAUUCGCUUAUGCCAUUGCUCUUGCAGGGAUAUGAGCAACAGGGCUGCAUUAUAAGAUAGUGGGCAUUGCCAAAGCCUCUGACUCUUUUCAUAUUGAGGGUGAGAGAGUUAAAUGGGUAUUUGUCUGUGUCUUGGGCCCAAAUCUAAAAUAAUGAAGGAGGUUAUGAUCCAAUCUAAAUUUUGUUAUUAAAGUGCCUAUGUCGGGCUUAAGUUUUGAUUGAGCUGGAAAAGGAAACCACCACAUUCUUCUUUGAAGCUGCUGUAAGCCUCAUUUGAGUGUUUUUUUCUCCAGUGAGACAAACAGCAACUAGGGAGUUGGAAGCUAGGUUGAGAUAAUGGGAUAGGCAGGAAAGAGUCAACCAACCCCCCCCCCCCCGUGCCGCCUGUUGUUACUUGAAUCAAAAUGUGAACUCUUUGUGCUGCUUUAAAGGAAACACACACACAAAAGAGAGAUAUCACUCACUGAUCUCUUGCAUUACACCCCAUUUGGCUCAUACUUUGAAUUAGACAAGUCUGUGGGUAAAGUGUUACAGGGGAAAAUGGAAAAUUGGUUGCUGACCAGAUGUGUAAAACCUACCUGUGGGCUAGGGCAUGUUGAAUUUUUCAACUUUCAAAUUCCAAAAAUGAGGGGUGCUAAAAAGUUGUUAACAUGAUUUGGGAAUUCAAAAAAAUACUUUGGUUAAAUAAAUAUAAUUUUGUUUUGCUUGGUAAUUAAAAUGUGUGGGAAAGUGCAUAGAAAUCAUUAGAAAUGAUUGCCAAGUAUUUGCAGUUAUACAAUAUAUUUAAUACAUAUUUUAUAUUACCUGACACUUUCAGAAGGUUAAACAUCUUUUUUUGUGUUUUCCAAGAGUUUAUUUGCUUCUUAAUCAAAUGUAGACUUGGUAAGCUAAAUGUCUAAUCACAAAAAUAGCAGAUUUGAAUUUCUCACAUCCAAAAGCAUAUUUUUAAGAUUCCCCCCAAAUGAAGAAAUUUGCAAAAAUUAAAUUUUACCCACUAAGAUGACAUGCUCUACUGUGGCACUAAUCUCAAAUUAUUUAUAUUAUAGUUGUCCUCCUGUCAUGGCCUAUCUGGAGCCUACAUUGUCAUCUAGCCAGUCAAAAUCUCUUACAAAUCAGGUUCACGUCCCUGUUCCUGUCCCCUUGAAAUGGCAGAAUUACCCACAUGCAAAUAGCCUUCAGAAUAUCGUGUAAUUCUUGGUUAUAUUUGCAAGUAGCUGUGUAUAUUUUAUGUUGACUUGACUUUCACAGCCAUUCUUUUUGAGAUCAUUUGUACCAGGUUCACAGUAGCCUGCUUGUUUUCUUAUAUGACUUAAAAGUAGUUGUGUGUUUCCAUUUUUGCUUUGGCAGACACAUCUGGUAUAUCACACAGUCUCCCCUGCGCGCAGCAAGUGCUCAUGGCUAAUACUGCCGGGGAAGAAGAGACUCCACGCUCCAACAGCUGCACCCCAGAUUUGCUGGAACCUCGUGUUCAUGUGUCCCACUGUAGCUCUGGCCAGGAUGCGCCAAAAGAGACUGUGUCCCCAUCACUACUUCCUUUUCACAGCAGUACAUCUCUCAAGGAAUCUGCCAGUCAAAAAUCCAGCUCUGUUGCAUUGAUCACUGCACGUAGUGUCAGCAAAACUGCAAAUACUGAUGAAACCAUUCCCUGUGGCCCAUCACUGAGGAAUUCACAUUCUCACACUAAUAUGUGCCUUCGCUCUUCUGUCCACUCCCCAAUUCAGAGAAAUAUCUCUCUUGGGUCCUUGUCUGAAAAUAAAGAGGAAGAUCAUAUGGCCCAUUUGCAGAGGGAUCAGACUUCGGUGAGAAGAUCUGGGGAGAAAUUCCUGGACAUAAGCAGGACAUGUGUGGCAGCUAAAAGGAAACAAAUGACUCUAGAUGAGGAGCCUACUGAGACUUUCUCUGGUCCCACAUGUACCAGUCUGAAAGCCCUAGGGCAGCAUACUACCACGGCCUUUCCAGAAUCCAGUAAUAUGGAAUUGGUAGCUAUGAACAUGUCCAAAAAGAGCCGGAUAAAGGAGAUGCAAGUUCAACAGCAUCAGGUAUCAGCCCAAUUUAGAUGCACAGAGGGAGUCCUGGGAAAGGGAAGGGAGCCAGGAGCCUCAAAAGUCAUCACUAGGCCAGAAGAACAGCUUGGAGUUCAACAGCUGGUAAAUCUGAUCUGGGUGAACAAUGAUGGUAAAAACCCUUUGAAACACUGGUUGAUAGCCAGGAUUCUCAUAGUGUGAGUAGGGGCUCCCUGACAACUGUUUGAGAAAGCCUGGUCUCUUCUUUGCCCCCACUCCAAAUAUUGUAUUUAUGUUUGAUUCUACCAAUAGGCAGAAUGUAGAGUUUUAUAGUCACUUGUGCAACGUGAAUGACUUUUCCUCACCAGUUGUGUGGCCUCAUGGCUUGAAAUCCCUGUCUCUUCCCUUCUUCCCAUCCUCCCUGCAGAGAGUGGUUUGGGAAAGAAGUAGCCUGUAAAUCUCAAAAUACAGAGCAAGGUAGCAAACCUGACUUCAAAUUCACAAAUCUGCUUCUGUUCCUUCCUGCAGGAGUGUGUGAGAGGAGCCCCUUUUCAUUUUACGUACAUGCCACCAACAUCUGAACUCUGCUCCCAAGUGCACUCUACAAGGUUAGUGUAUUUCCAAGCUAGUAAUACUUGAAGUGAUAUGGGAGACAGAGGGAUUGCUCUGCAUAGAGUCCAAAGGAACUGUGCCUACUGCAGGAACAGGAGAGAAAUAACUGGGAGAAGGUAAAAGUAAUUGUUCAAUGACUGCUGCCUUCCAUAAGAUCUUGCUAAUGAUAUACCGGUAUUUUUAUUUUGAGGAAUAUGACACAGCAGGCAAGAAUGAUCUGCUUAUCCACCAUCCUAUGAUCCUAUUUUCACAUUGUUUCCUGUUUUUGUUUUUGUUUUGCAGGAUCUCAAGAGCAUUGCUGGCAUGGGCAUGCUGGGUUUUCAACAGCACACAGAAAUGAUAGUCUUUGCUGAAGUUUCUUGUUCUUCUCAGGUUGGAUUUAUGUAGUCACCUUUGCCAUAUUAUAAUGAUUAGUACCUUACAUAUUAAAAUAAAUUUUUGAAAACAAGUGUUUAGUAUUUUAACCUUUAAAGGUUUUAACCUUUAAAGCCCUAUACGGCCUAGGACCCUCGUACCUACAGGACCGCCUCUCCUGGUAUGUCCCACAGAGGAACUUACGGUCUUCAAAUAAAAACAUCCUGAAGGUCCCAGGCCACAGAGAGGUUAGGCUGGCCUCAACUAGAGCCAGGGCUUUAUCGGCUGCGGCUCCAAUCUGGUGGAACGCUCUGUCACAAGAGACUAGGGCCCUGCAGGACUUGACAUCUUUCCGCAGGGCCUGCAAGACAGAGCUGUUCCACCAGGCCUUUGGUCAGGGCGAAGCCUGACUCCCUCCUUUGGCAGUCUUUACAGGACUUUAGCCUACGGUUGCCAUCAAUUUGAUUUUAAUUUUAUAAUGUUUUUAGAAUGUUGCACUAUUUUAUUGUUGUUAGCCGCCCUGAGCCCGGCUUCGGCUGGGGAGGGCAGGAUAUAAAUAAAAAAUUUUAUUAUUAUUAGUAUAUAUAAUGGCUCAAAAGAAAGGAACUGACUUCACAUGUGUGCCAGCAGUUGUAAAGCAGAGGCUAUUCUGCUUUUGUCACAAGGGGAUAUGUUAGCUGCUUCCACAGGGGAUGGCCAAAUAACAAUACCACAGUACAAUCUUGUAGCGCAUGCUGUUCCUAGAACCAGUGAUCAGAAAGUAAGCUGACCAUACUAAAUUUUUGUUCUCUAAGAGCGUAAGACCCAUUUAGUCCAGCAUCCUGUUCUCACUGUGGUUAACCAGGUGCCUAUGGGAAGCACGCAGGCUGGACACGAGUGCAACAGCAUUCUCCCCACUUGUGCUCCUCAACUAUUCAGAGGCAUACCAAUUCCAAUACUAUCACCAUUGCUAGUAGCCACCAAUAGCCUUAUUCUCUAUGACGUAGUCUAAACCCCUUUAAUGCCAUUCAAGUUGGUGGCCAUUACUUCAUCUUACAGUAGCAAAUUUCAUCAUUUUCACUAUGCACUGUGUUAGAAAUACUUCCUUUUAUCUGUCCUGAUUCUUUCAACAUUCAGUUUCACUGAAUGGCCCUGGGUUUUAGUGUUAGAGAGGGAGAAAAACUUUCUCCAUGCUUAAUUUAGACACCUCUAUUAUGUCAUCAUUGUCCCCCAUUCAUCUUUGCUUUAAACUAAGAAGCCACAUAUGUUGCAACCUUUCCUCAUGGGGGAGUUGUUCCAGCCCCAUUCUUAUUUUGCUUGUCCUUUGCUGAACUUUUUCCAAUUCUACAAUAUCCUUUUUGAGAUGCAGUGAGACUAGAACAGAACACACUAUUCAAACUGCGGUCACACCACAGUUUUUAAUAAGAGCAUUAUGACAUUGGUAGUGCUGUUUUAAUCAUUUCCCAAAGGCUCCCUAAAAUGGAAUUUGCCUUUUUCACAGCUGUCGCACCCUGGGCCAACAUCUUCAAGAAGUUAUCCACUACGACUCCAGUUUGGAUGCCAUAAGAGUGAGGUUGGGAUUUUAAUGCUUUCUACCAGUUUUCCUGGAACAGAUAGUAAGCUGACCGGGCUGUAAUUUCCUUGAUUCUACUUGGAUCCUUUCUUUAAAAUUGGAGUUAACUUUCCAGUGUUUAGAUAUAGAGGCUGAUCUUAGGGGCAAAUUAAGAACUUGAGUGGAUGACAUGUGGACCUGUUAUUUUUUUCAUCUUUAAUUUCUGAGUAAGGGCUGGAAUUUUAUCUCUUCUCACCACUAUUUGCCUCAAACUCCUUCCUGACAAGGUUCACGCACAUGGAUCUGGCCAUUACCUUUCACAAUGAAGACAGAUGCACAACAUUCAUUCAGCUUCUCUGGAAUCUCCUUUUUCUCCUGUAGUACACCUUUGAUUCCCUUGCCAUCAAUAGGUCAAAUUGCCUCCCUAGCAGGUUUCCUGCUCCAGUGUAUUUCUUAUUAUUGCUAGUCUUAAGUUUUAAGCAAUAUGCUCUGCUUUUUGAAUUCCUUCUUGCCUGCUUGUAUUCUUUCGUUGUUUUAAUGAGGAUAAAACUUUUCUGAAAGAAGCCUUAUUUCCUCCAAUAGCUCAGUAGGUUAACUAUGUAGGCACAUUCCUGCCCUUGGUGGUACUUUUCCUUAUAAGCAUUAUACAUUGGAGCUGAGCUUGCUAACUCUAUUUAUUUAUUUAUAAUAAAUAAAUAACCAAUAAAAAGUAAAGAAACAUUAUAUGGAACCUACUCCAUUUAAGUUUUGUAUUCAUAUUUCCUGUUCAGUUUCUUUAAAAAAAUGAAAUGAGAAUAAAGAAUAUUGAUUGCCUAAGUGUCAAUGGGAUAUUAACAAGCUGAAAUGUGUGCAGAGGGCUACCAAUAUGAUAAAGGAAAGCAAGCCUUAUGAGGAACAGUUGAGGGAACUGGGUAUUUUUAGCCAGGUAAAGAGGAGAGGAGAUAGGAAUAUUUACUGUGAAUAAUACCUUCUUGUGUCAACGUCAGUUUUGAAUUGAAUUAUAGCAUGGGUCUGUAAUUAUUUUGAACAUUUCCCCAUUUCAUUUAAUUACAAAAUGUUUUAUAUAGCUUACAUGCUUGAUAAAAUGAAAACAAAUUUAGAAAAAACAGCUCUCAUAGAAAAUAUGUGCGUGCCUUUUUUCCAAAACUGAGCACAAUAACUCAAAUACUGUUUGAAAGUUUAAAUAAAACAAAUCUUUACCUUAAAUGUAAAGAAAACCAGCUAUUUGUGCUAGAAUAUAUCUUAAGUAUACAUGCAAUAUUUGCUUGGUAAUUGAUGAUAAAUACUGAAGAACAAUAUAUAGAGCUAGAUUCCCCCCUGCAUUUUAGUGUGUGUCAAAGUCUAGGAGUCUUGCAGUUUAAUUGUUAAACCAGAUUGUUCUCAAACUACAGAAGCAGGAUUCCAUGGCUGUAGCUGUGUAUAUCUCUUUCAAUAUUAUUUGGGGCUGGGGGGGGGGGCAUGAGUUCUCUGAAUGACUGAGGCUCGGUGAGAAUCUUAUUAUUACAGAUUUUCUACACCCAAAGCACUUGGAUGUAGUUAAACUCAUAAAUGAUUGUGGAGAAUGACUGAAUCUUUCAGUGUUGCGUUUAGUGAGUUUCUCAGCACUGCAAAAACUGUCUUCACCAGCUCUUGUACAAAAAAAGUGCUUUCUGUGUGAAAAUUUAACACUUGUAGUGACCUCCAUGAGCAGCUGCAGGGUCCUUAAAGCAGGGAAUGAGGAGUGCCUCUCCAGUGUUGCUGAACUCAAACCUCCCAUCAGCUCCAGCCAGCCUGGCCAAUAAUUAAGGAUGGUUGGAGCUUUAGUACCUACAACUUCUCCAUCUGUGCUUUAAAGCAUAUUGGUUAUGGUAAGUUGUUUCCUUUAAGAUGGCAUUGGGGCGGGGGGAACCUGCCUAUUUUUCUCAGAGGCGGUGAUUAGUCAUCUUGCAGUAGCUCUAAACAGAAACACUGAGUUUUUGCAAGACACCUCUCGCUUAUCCUUUUCAUGGUACUUAAGCAUCUUCUCUUUCUCCCACCUUUCUUGUACCAGCAAGACACAGAUGGAGUCUGUAAAUUGGAGGGAAAUAAAGGCAACAGUCCUAAUACCACAAUAAAUGAGAC